GUGAGGUGCAGGCUGACUGGCCACGAGAUGCCCUGCCGGCUGCCCGAGCUGCAGGCCUACACUGGCGGCAGGAGGUACCGCCGGCUGGCACAGGCAGCCCAGGAGUUCGACUACAGCAAGUUCCAGCCCCACAUAGUGCCCAGCACGAAGAAUCUACACCAGCUGUUUUGCAAGCUCACCCUCAGACACAUCAACAAGUUUCCAGAGCAUGUGCUGCGUCAUGUCCAAGGGAAGCGCUAUCAGAAGGCCCUAAAAACAUAUGAGCAGUGCCAGGAGGAGGGAGUGGAGUACAUCCCUGCCUGCUUGAGGCAGAAGAAGCAGCGGAGGCAGCACCCUGAGGACCAGAGGAACGGGAGCAGGCAGCCUCACAGCAAAGAGGAGUUCUGGGAGCCACAGUCCAGCGACGAGAUGGGAGAGGAGACGGAUGACAGCAUGAGUGACCUCUACCCGCCUGCUCUCUUCCCAGAAAAGAGCCCAUCAGCUCCCCAGGCCACCGAGGGCAGCGGAGACUUCGCGACAGACAGCGAGGAUGAGGGGGCCAAGCAGAACGGUGACAUCAACGGAGAGGAAGGGAGAAGGACAGGUGUCAGCAGAGCAGCUGGCAGCAAAAGGGGAAAGAAACAGUCAGGCCCUUCAAAGAAGAAAUUCAAGAGUCACCAUCGCAAACCCAAGAACUUCAAGAAAGUUGUUAAUGGCAAAUAA
Merops nubicus (carmine bee-eater) is the source of this 702-nucleotide messenger RNA. It is a transcript of the gene SURF2, whose product is annotated as surfeit 2. The annotation marks the transcript as partial. The transcript has 5 exons. NCBI's taxonomy places the organism in Eukaryota, Metazoa, Chordata, Aves, Coraciiformes, Meropidae. The record is from RefSeq and is a predicted model, not a curated record.